Molecule: messenger RNA, 129 nt
Organism: Racocetra persica
Lineage: Eukaryota; Fungi; Glomeromycota; Glomeromycetes; Diversisporales; Gigasporaceae
Source: the annotation of a GenBank genome assembly
AUGUCAAAAUCGCGAGGCAACGUUAUUAACCCCAAUGAGUUAGUGGAGAAAUACGGAGCCGACGCUUUGCGUCUUUACGAGGUUUUUGUUGGGCCUAUCGACCAAACCGCUAAUUUUAAUACUGACGGC